Molecule: messenger RNA, 2301 nt
Organism: Eucalyptus grandis
Lineage: Eukaryota; Viridiplantae; Streptophyta; Magnoliopsida; Myrtales; Myrtaceae
Product: pentatricopeptide repeat-containing protein At4g16470
Exons: 3
Coding region: 702-2102 (466 amino acids)
Biological process (GO): RNA modification
Molecular function (GO): protein binding; RNA binding
Source: RefSeq, a predicted model, not a curated record
UUCUGCGAUGCUGAAUGUUGUUAGCUUUCUUGCUGUUAAUGUUUGACGUUGGCUAUGGAUGACUUGCUAGUAAUGUUGGGUAAGUCCAUCGUGCUGCUUGUAAAUUUGUCUGCAGUUAUUUAGCUUGUUUCUCAUUGUGCUCUCUGUAAAGUUGGAUUUUUGGAUGGAUCUCUGUACUUCUCUGGGCUGUUAGUCUUUUGGUAUUUUAGGGGUUAUAGGAAGAGGAUAGCCAAUUCAAGUAAUGAAUAUUACAUUAUGGUAUUUUCAAGUAGGAGCUCCUUCAUUUUCCGGACUGUUAUGCCAUGGAUGGUCACAGUUCACAUUAUCAGCUAUAGCAUCUCCCAACAAGCGGACAUUAGAAAGCAUUUUGAAAUAUGGGAUUGUAGAGGUGUUUAAUUGUCUUGUUUUCAGUUUGGAAGCUUUCAGCAAUCAAUGCAAUCUGCUAUGCAAUGUAUUUCCGACAGAUUUUAUGACAAUUGCCAUCACAAGGUACUUCAUGUAUAUGUUUGCUGAUCUGCAACUGAAUUAAGGGCAACAAGAUAUGGAAAAUCUCGUGGCAGGUACCACGGGAUCACCUUCAUGAUUGUACUACUCAUUAGGAUAUAGGGAAGUAAGUAAGACCAAAGUUUGUAAUCUGUGAACUGGGGAUACGUCUAGUCUCUGAUCCACGUUGAGGAAGAAUUAUUCGUAAAUAGCUCAGUAUGCUUUCUUCCUAUGCAUGUAGUGGUAAAAAUUUCCAAAACAAAAGAUCUUUCUGUUAUGUUGUUCCAUUUGUGGAGUGCUGUAGUCACUUGCGAGAUAUUCCCAGCUUACAGGUUGAUCCGCGAAAGGACUUCCUCCAGCUGGAUAGAACAUUGAGGGGUCUUUGUUAUUGUGGAAGGCUGACAGAAGCUGUCAGGCUCCUCUGUAACACUGGGGUUCAGGUGGAUGCAGAGACAUAUGCUCUUCUGGUGCAAGAAUGUAUAUACAGCAAAGCAUAUGAGAAUGGAAGGAUAGUCCAUGCCCAAAUGGUGGUUGUUGGAUAUGUUCCAGAUGCAUAUAUGAAGACUAAAUUGCUGAUAUUGUACACUAAGCUGGGAGAUCUUAAUACUGCGAACAUAUUGUUCAGCAAGUUAAAUACUAAAAGCUCAAUUUCUUGGAAUGCCAUGAUAGCAGGGUAUGUGCAAAAGGGUGGCUUGGAGAUUGGCUUGAAUCUUUAUUAUGAGAUGAGAAGCAAUGGCUUGAUUCCAGAUCAAUAUACCUUUGCAUCAGUUUUUCGAGCGUGUUCAUCAUUAGCAACAUUGGAACAUGGGAAGCGAGCACAUUCUGUUAUGAUAAAGAGUCAUAUGAAGGAAAAUGUUGUAGUUAGUAGUGCACUCAUUGAUAUGUACUUCAAAUGCAGUAGUCUAGCUGAUGGACAAAGAGCGUUCGAUAGAUCUUUGGAGAGAAAUGUUGUGACUUGGACUGCUUUGAUAUCCGGAUAUGGCCAACAUGGUAAAGUGACAGAAGUUUUGGAUUCCUUUCAAAAGAUGCUAGAUGAAGGGUUUAAGCCAAAUUAUGUUACGUUUCUUGCAGUACUUUCUGCAUGCAGCCAUGGAGGUUUGGUAGAUGAAGGUCGGGCAUACUUUAACUUGAUGGCUAAACAAUAUGGCAUUCAACCUAGAGGGCAACACUAUGCCACAAUGGUGGAUAUUUUAGGGCGUGCUGGUAGGUUGGGAGAGGCUUAUGAGUUAGUUUUGAACUCUCCCUGCGUUGAGCACCCAGUAAUUUGGGGGUCACUUCUUGGGGCUUCUAGGACUCAUGGAAACAUGGACCUCCUAAAAAUUGCAGCCAAAAGAUACUUAGAAUUAGAGCCAGAAAAUGCUGGAAAAUAUGUUGUCUUAGCUAAUGGCUACGCUACCUUUGGUUUAUGGGAUAAGGUUGCAGAGGUUUGGGAAGUAAUGAAGAAUAUAGGCAUGAUGAAAGAGCCUGCUUAUAGCAGAAUUGAAGUGAAAGAGAAGAUGCAUACUUUCCACAAGGGUGACCGCUCUCAUGAGACGGCCAGAGAGAUAUGUGAGACAAUUAAACAAGUGACAUGCAUCUUAAAGGAUAUUGGAUUUGUUCCUGACAUAGAUGCUGAUUAACUUGACUUAGGGAGAAGGAGCUUAUAAUUCUGUAUUAUGGUUUCUGCUCCCCAUGCUGGUGGGGUGUAUUGGCAAUGGAGUUCUUUUUAUGGAUGUAUUGCAGAUUGUGAGAAGCGUAGCUGUUAUCAAAUCAAGCAAGGAUACAAGAUAUGGAUUGGAUUCUAUCGUGACUCAUGAUGGGAAUGACUGGCAACUGGCA